Molecule: messenger RNA, 1417 nt
Organism: Sinocyclocheilus grahami
Lineage: Eukaryota; Metazoa; Chordata; Actinopteri; Cypriniformes; Cyprinidae
Product: C-type lectin domain family 11 member A-like
Exons: 4
Coding region: 391-1203 (270 amino acids)
Biological process (GO): ossification
Molecular function (GO): growth factor activity
Source: RefSeq, a predicted model, not a curated record
AACAGCUGUGUCAGUAAAACUGCCAUGUUAGCACAAAGAAUGGAAGUGGGAGGAAUGGGGGAAAAAAUCCAGUGUUUGGGUAUAAAACUCUCAGGAACAAGCAGCUGAAAGAAAGAAAACAGAAAAAGAGAGAGAGAGAAAAAAGGAAUCUUUCAGACAAGGUGAAAGGAGGAGGAAAAGUAUCCGACAGCUGCCGAGAGGGAGGAGGCUAAAACAAAACAGAGCUGUAUAGAGGUGAACGAUAGAGAGAGACAGAGUUGAAAGCGAUGUGAAAGGAGGAGAGAAGGUUGCUGUUGAGUGAACAUCCGGAGUUGUGAAUAUAUGCAGUAAGACGGAGAGCUGGCUGAACAGAAGAAAGGGAUUUAUGAAGUGAAGUGAUUUGAAGUGGAGAUGAGUCUAACAGUGAUUCUGGCGGCAGUAGUGGGCUUCAGCGCUCUGUCUUCCUGUUACUCUGGCGAGAACACCACGAGACCGGCCAUCACAACAGCUGAUCUGUCUCAGGUGAGAGUGUUCAAUGAGGAGAUGGUUAGAGGGCGAGGGGACACUCCUGACAUCAUAGAACCUGAACCCACCACUGCAGUCUCUGAAAUGGAGAGCACUUACAACUACAUCCUGUCUAGACUGGCAGCGAUGGAUCAAGCUAUCCACAGGCUUAAUGUGGGACAUUACACAUUGGACAUUAAAGUUACACAACUGUUGGAAAGAAUGUCACGACUUGAGAAUAGAUUAGGCAACACUGAGGAUGCCAUUCAACAAGUCUCGUCUUACUGCAAGGACAAUCGCAAAGAGAUCGGACGACUAGAGGGCUGCCAGAAAGGCCGUAAAAUGGGUUACAAAUGCUUCCUGGCAUACCGUGUGUAUGAGACCUACGCAGAUGCAUCCAAGAAGUGUCAGGAGCGAGGAGGACGCAUGGCUAUGCCACGAGAUCGCAAGGAGCAGGAAGCUUUGGCUGAAUAUGUGAAAUCAGUAUUCCACGGAAACUGGCCUGUCUGGCUUGGGAUCAAUGACGAGCGUUCUGAAGGCCUCUACCUAUUUGAGGACACAACUCGUGUCACUUACUUCCAGUGGAGGAAGCACUUCCUGUCAAGCCAGCCAGAUGGUGGGAAACGAGAGAACUGUGUAGCCAUGUCUUCAGAUGAUGGAGACUGGUGGGACACCUACUGUGAAAGACGCAUGUAUUAUCUGUGCGAGUUUGAUGUUUGACACUUUCCUAAAUGGCUUCUAAUUAAGAUUUUUUUUAAAUAUCAAGAGCAGCUAUUAACUGUUUUAUAAACAGUUGUUGCACAGGUAAAAAAUUAGGGCCAGUGAAUUUAAUGAUCCCAUGAAAUGGUUUGAUAAAUGCAAUUUUCUUUCCUGUUAACAUUUUUCCUAUUGAAACAGGAAGUGGGAGCAGGAAUCUAUAAAGGAUUAGUUCACU